UAUCACCUUCAGUUCAUCACCUUGGAGCCCGUCUCUCUGUUCCUCCCUGUGCUGCUUCACACUGACAUGGUGUUUUACGUGCACACUGGUAAUCCUAAUUAUAUCUUUCCAACAAUAAUUAAAGCCUCCUAGUUGAUCCCCUGAAACAUAAUGAAAUCUCAUUUUAAGAUGACUUAAUAUCGAAUUAAAUCUUUAUUAUAUAUAAUAUUUUCUUGUUUGCUGUGAUUUUUGUUUGUUCUCAUGGCAAUGGAAGGGAUCGUGAAAUAGAACUUGCUGUUGCAGGCAGGGGAACAGUGACUUAUGUUAACGAGGAUAAAGAUGAAACAGAUGAGAUGGACGUCGGCCAUGGUGACGUUUACAGACUGGAACAGGGUACUGUCUUCUUUGUGCGAAGCCAUCCUGAUCCAACAAGAGAGAAGCUUAGAAUUCAUGCCAUAUUUGACACGGCAGGCAUUGAUCAUCCCUUGGGUUGUGCUGUCAGAGCCUACUCGAAUAUUAGUGACUUAGUUCAAGGCUUUGAUGAACGAGUUCUCCAGAUGGGCUUUGGGGCUUCUCUGGAAAGCAUCCGUGGUAUCAAAUGGGCUCCGUCCCCUCCCUCCAUAGUUCCUUUCAGCCAAAAAGAUGCGAGAGUACAGUCAAAAUGGAAGGAAGGAGUAUUUGAGGCGCUUAUGGGCGUUCGUGGCCCAACUGGUAUCAUAAACAAGAAGAAGAAGACCAAAUCCAAGACAUUCAAUUUCUUCAGGGCCAAACCAGACGUGGAGAACUGUAAUGGGUGGAGCACUGCAGUGACUCACAAGGACCUUAAAGCUCUUAAGGGCUCUAACUUAGCUGCAUUCAUGGUGAACUUGGCCACGGGUUCUAUGAUGGGGCCUCAUUGGAACCCUAGGGCUACGGAGAUUGCUACGGUGAUACAAGGGCAAGGCAUGGUGCAAGUUAUAUGCCCCAGUGAUCCAUCAGGCAAGGUUGGUGAUGUCUCCAAAUGCCAAAACAAGAAGUUUAAGGUCCAAGAAGGGGACGUCUUUGUGGUGCCGAGGUUUCAUCCCAUGGCACAAGUUUCGUACAACAAUGACACACUCGUCUUUGUUGGAUUCAGCAGCAUGGCGGGUAAGAAUCAUCCUCAGUUCCUGGCAGGGAAGAGGUCGGUGCUGCGGAUGAUUGAUCGGGACGUAUUAGCAGCGUCCUUCAAUGCGCCAAAUGCCAGUGCUAUCGGUGACUUGUUAGUUUCUCAGGGUGAGUCGGUAAUGCUGGCAUGCACAUCGUGUGCAGAAGAGAUGGAAAGGAAAAUGACGGAGGAAAUUGAAAGACAGAAGCAAGAAGAAGAAAGGAAGAAGGAAGAGGAGGAGAGAAAGAAGGAAGAGGAGGAGGCCAAGAAGAGAGAGGAAGAAACCAGGAGGAGAGAAGAGGAAGAGGCAAAGAAGAGGGAAGAGGAGGAAGCUAAGAGAAGGGAGGAAGAGGCAGCCAAGAGGAGAGAGGAGGAAGAAGCUAGGAGAAGAGAAGAGGAAGAGGAGGCAGCCAAGAGGAGAGAGGAGGAAGAAGCCAGGAGGAGAGAAGAGGAAGAGGCAAAGAAGAGGGAGGGUGAAGAGGAAGCGAGGAGAAGGGAGGAAGAGGAAACUAAAAGGAGGGAGGAAGAGGAAGGUAGGAAGACGGAGGGUGAAGAGGAAGCUAGGAGGGAAGCAGAAGAAGCCAGGAGGAGGGAGGAAGAGGAAACCAAGAGGAGGGAGGAAGAGGAAGGUAGGAAGACGGAGGGUGAAGAGGAAGCGAGGAGGGAAGCAGAAGAAGCCAGGAGGAGGGAGGAAGAGGAGGAAGGUAGGAGGGAGGAGAGGAGGGAGGAAGAGGAAGCGAGGAGAAGGGAGGAAGAGGAGGAAGGUAGGAGACCGGAGGAAGAGGAGGCCAGGAGAAGGGAGGAGGAAGAAGCCGAAAGGAGAGAGCAAGAGGAGGCGGGAGGAAGAAGGGAGGAAGAGGAAGCAGCGAGAGAGGAGGAAACCAGAAGAGAGCAAGAGGAGGCGGCAGGGGGGGACGAGGAAGAAGCGAGAAGGACAGAGGAAGAGGAAGGAACAAGGAGAGAAGAAGAAGCGAGGAGACGGGAGGAACAAGAGCAGGCUCCCGAGAGAAGUUGAGAAGAAUUCACUGUGUGGACGGGGAACGAUGAAGAUAAGCAUGAGAACAGGCAAUAGAGUCGAAUCACGUGGCGCGGGACUUCAGGUUGACUGUGGAAUAAUACAUGGAGAGUAUAGGGUGUGGUGUGUCUGCAGCUUCUCCUAGUCUUUGAUGCAAAUAAGAAGCUCUCUCUCUCUCUGUUGGUGUAUGCUCUUCUUUCGUCUUUUGUAAUGUUUUUGUAGCACGCGAAGUUUCUUCUGUUGGACUCCGUUUACUUCGUGUGCUAAUACUGAACAUAGAUUUGCUUGUCGGUGGAUCGUAUCUCUUCAUUUCCAA
Musa acuminata AAA Group (dessert banana) is the source of this 2433-nucleotide messenger RNA. RefSeq names its product vicilin-like seed storage protein At2g18540. The transcript has 4 exons. Bases 333 to 2117 code for a protein of 594 amino acids. NCBI's taxonomy places the organism in Eukaryota, Viridiplantae, Streptophyta, Magnoliopsida, Zingiberales, Musaceae. The record is from RefSeq and is a predicted model, not a curated record.